Molecule: messenger RNA, 1131 nt
Organism: Caenorhabditis auriculariae
Lineage: Eukaryota; Metazoa; Nematoda; Chromadorea; Rhabditida; Rhabditidae
Source: the annotation of a GenBank genome assembly
AUGGCGACGACGAUAGAGGUUCAGUCGCAGGGACCCGUCGGGUCUGCCCCGGUCGCCCACGUCGUCCGUGUCGAGAGCGACACGGACCGCAUCAUCAUGGUCAUUCUACUAAUUUUCUUCCCAGUGAGUUUCGAAUCUUUUAUUGAAAUGUAGACCAGAGGACCCAGAUGGGAUUUUUUUUCAAUGAAGCAUUUUUCGAAUUUAGAAUCACAAGGGAAGACCAGGGAAGAAGAAAACAGUAAUCGCAGUAAAAAAACAAAAAGUUUUCCUAAGCAUCUUGAAAAUUUGGAAAAAAAGACAACUUUCUUAUUGACUUGUAAAGUUGGACUUGUAUUGAUAUUGACUUGCUUCGAAAUGAAGGAAACUGUACCUGGAAAAAAAAAGCCAGAAUAGUUGGGAGAAAAAAAAAUCUGCUGUGAAGAAAGAAAGCCUAAAUUAAAGAAAUUUUGUAAAAAGGGAAAAUUGCGAUCUUCGAUUUCAAUAAUUGAGAAAAAAUUCCUUGAACUUCAGUUCAAAAAAAUAGAUAAUUAUAGGAAAAAAACGACUUGUCAUAAAUAAUGGAAGGAGAAAAAAAGUUUCAAUAAAAUUGAAAAACCAAAAUAUUUAUGAACAAUUAUUCAAAGUUAAAAAGUUCCAAGUGCGUAUUAACGAUUAACGCGGUUAUUUCGGAAAGUAAUUAAAAUUUUUUGAUUAUAGUCUGUUCAGAUUUUUAAUGUCAAGUGCAAUGACGUCAUUCAAAAACACUCUGUGGAUGGCUCGCUCUCUGAUUGGUUUAUCGCACCAUUAUGGGCGGAGCUUGAGCAUCGACUUGACAUUCAAAAUCUGAACAGACUAUAUCCCGGGAGCAAAAAUUUUUUGGAGCAGUAUUCAUUUUUGCGGCUAUUUUCUCUCGAAACGUUUCUCAUCUCACCCCACCUGUGAAGAAACAACAUUUCACUUUUCACUGGGUAUUUCAUUAGCUUCACGUUUCAGCCCUUGGCGGUGAUGUUCAAAGACGGCGGCUGCUCGAAGGCGGCCUGUCUGAACAUAAUUCUGCUGUUUCUGCUGGUGUUUCCGGCUUACUGCCACGCCGUCUACCAUUGCUUCAUCCGCGACCGCAAAAACGAAGUUCGAACCCAAGUUCUUGGCUGA